Molecule: messenger RNA, 1730 nt
Organism: Lutra lutra (Eurasian river otter)
Lineage: Eukaryota; Metazoa; Chordata; Mammalia; Carnivora; Mustelidae
Product: tRNA dimethylallyltransferase-like
Exons: 1
Coding region: 137-1066 (309 amino acids)
Biological process (GO): tRNA modification
Cellular component (GO): mitochondrion
Molecular function (GO): tRNA dimethylallyltransferase activity
Source: RefSeq, a predicted model, not a curated record
UGUGAGCGCCGGGCUACGGGGUCUGCCACGGACACUGCCUCUUGUAGUGAUUCUCGGGGCCACGGGCACCGGCAAAUCCACCCUGGCGUUGCAGCUAGGCCAGCGGCUCGGUGGCGAAAUCGUUAGCGCUGACUCCAUGCAGGUUUAUGAAGGCCUAGACAUCAUCACCAACAAGGUUUCUGCCCAAGAGCAGAGAAUGUGCCAGCACCACAUGAUCAGCUUUGUGGAUCCUCUCGUGACAAAUUACACAGUUGUGGAUUUCAGGAACAAGGCAACUGCUCUGAUUGAAGAUAUAUUUGCCCGAGACAAAAUUCCUAUUGUCGUGGGAGGAACCAAUUAUUACAUUGAAUCUCUGCUCUGGAAAGUUCUUGUCAAUACUAAGCCCCAUGAGAUGGGCACCAAGAAAUUGACCGACCGAAAAGAGCUUGAGAAGGAGGAUGGCCAUGUCCUCCACAAACGCCUAAGCCAAGUGGACCCAGAAAUGGCUGCCAAGCUGCACCCCCAUGACAAACGCAAAGUGGCCAGGAGCUUGCAAGUGUUUGAAGAAACGGGGAUCUCUCAUAGUGAAUUUCUUCAUCGUCAACAUGCAGAGGAAGGUGGUGGUCCCCUUGGAGGCCCUCUGAAGUUUCCUAACCUUUGCAUCCUCUGGCUUCAUGCUGACCAGACAGGACCUGGUCCCAGUGUCCCCCCAGUAUAUGGCUUAGAAGUAUCUGAUGUCUCGAAGUGGGAAGAGUCUGUUCUUGAACCUGCUCUUGAAAUCGUGCAAAGUUUCAUCCAGGGCCACAAGCCUGCAGCUGCUCCAGUAAAGAUGCCAUGCAAUGAAAUGGAGAACAAGAGAAGUUACCACAUGUGUGACCUCUGUGAUCGAAUCAUCAUUGGGGACCGUGAAUGGGCAGCACAUAUAAAAUCCAAAUCCCAUUUGCACCAACUGAGGAAGAGAAGAAGAUUGGACUUGGAUGCUCUUGCUACCAUUGAGAGUCAGAGUAUUUCUCCAGACUGUGACAAAGAGCCCGAAGAGAAAGGGUCCCCAGGGAAGAAUGAGAAAGAGCUGAAAUCUGGUGUUUAAAGAGAAAUGUCCAGUAGUAGCCUUUGCACAGGUAGGGACCCAGUUCAGGAGGGAGGGUUAUGUCUGUGUCCCUGUCUGGACUGAGGAGUGCUACGCAGAAAGCCCCCACGAUUUUCUUUCUACAGUGGUGUAGUUUCAGUGUUCUUUGUCAUGGAAACAGCAGGACUUGUUAGCUCCCUGUUUGGCUGAUGUGCCUGGUAAUGAUGAUUUUUGGAAGGAAUUUUUUUUCUUUCAACCCAAAAGGUUCUAUUUUUGAAAGAGGCACAGAUUGCACUUUUUAAUACUUGAGGAUCUUUUUGGUAAUGAAUACCUGAAUUUCCUAUAUCCCUUAAAAAAGAAGUUUUAUGUCCCUGUGGCUAAAAAUAUCUCAUUUCCACUUCUAUAAAAGAUGACUGAAGUAUUGUGAGCCACAAAUCAGGAGUUCUGGAUUUGGGUGAAUGGCAGGAAAGGCCCAGCCCCAGUGAGAUGAUUAAGUGAACUCAGCCAGUUGUUGGAUUACACUGAGAAGGAGAGAAGGAGGUGGUCAUGAUGUGGCUUGAAAACUAAAGACUUUGACAUUUGUUGAGCUCCUCCUGUGUGAUAAUUACUAUCACUGCUAUCUUUUUAUUGAGUUAAGAGUCUAUAUUUUUAUUAAAAGUUAAAUAAAGAAAAAAAAAAAAAAAAA